AUGCGCACGCCCGUCCUGUCUCGCCAGCGCCUGCCACUCAUACACCAGUCUCCGCCCACACUCUUCACCUGGGCCCGCCCACCCUUGGAGCAAUUUCUUGGCAGAGAUUUUCCCCUCAGCUCCCGCCUAAAGCGCCAAGGUGACGCCCCUCGGGGCAGGUCCGGGCUGCGCACCGGGCUCUUUCAAGUCCCCGGUCCCAGACCUGCAAGUGCGGGCCUGCGCCCGGCGCGGCGGCAGGAACCUCUGUCCUCCUGUGCAGACUCGCCGAGCCCUGAACUGGGCCGGGCUGUCCCCAUCCCGCGGGUUCCCCGGCCCGCCUUAGCAUCUAUGGGUCCAGAUGCCGUUGGCCUGGAGGUGGUUCCAUGGCAGCCUGCGAAUCCACUUUAUAUGAGACGAGACCCCAGCAUCCCCACCUAUGGACUCCGACAGUCUAUCUUACUGAACACCCGGCUUCAGGACUGCUACGUGGACUCUCCAGCUCUGACCAACAUCUGGACAACCAGAACAUGUGCAAAGCAGAAUAUCGGUGCCCCCAUGCCUGGGACCACCUCUUCGUGGGAAGUUGUCAAGAACCCAUUAAUUGCCAGUUCAUUCUCCCUGGUUAAACUGGUGCUCAGGCGACAACUGAAGGAGAAAUGCUGCCCUGUACCACGCAAGUUUGGAGACGUAAAACCCCUGAAGAGAUUAAAGCCCAAGGAGGUUUCAGUGAUGAAAGCUGUCCAGCAGGGCAGGAUCAGAAACCCCAUCAGUUCCAAGGGCAAGCGGCCAGUGGGGCAGCAGCCAGGCUUACCUAGGUGCAGGAGGCCUUCAGGAGACAUCCAUGAGAGUAAAGAAAGUUCAAAGGAGAAAAAAGUAACAGUCUGCCAAGAUCUUGAGAGCAGAUAUGCUGAACAUGUGGCUGCCACCCAAGCACUACCCCGGAACAUUGGGACAGCGUCCUGGAAGGGCCGAGCCUUGCUUCCUGAAACCAGGAAGCAACAGCCGUUGUCAGAGGACACACUGACCAUCCACGGCCUCCCCACAGAGGGCUACCGGGCUCUGUACCACGCAGUGGUGGAGCCAAUGCUGUGGAAUCCUUCAGGGACCCCCAAGAGGUACAGCCUGGAGCUGGGCAAGGCCAUCAAACAAAAGCUCUGGGAGGCCCUGCGCAGCCAGGCUGCCACCCCCCAGGGUCCUCAGGAGGAGCCGCUGCGGGGCAGGAAGCGGCUGGAGGCCCACGAGGAGCUUGUGCCCAAGAAAUGGGCCAAGUUAAAGCGUGAGAAACAGGAAUGGGAGCUCAUGGGAUGA
Messenger RNA from Phacochoerus africanus (Common warthog), 1287 nucleotides. It is a transcript of the gene C15H22orf31, whose product is annotated as chromosome 15 C22orf31 homolog. NCBI's taxonomy places the organism in Eukaryota, Metazoa, Chordata, Mammalia, Artiodactyla, Suidae. The transcript is spliced from 5 exons. Bases 1 to 1287 code for a protein of 428 amino acids. The record is from RefSeq and is a predicted model, not a curated record.